AUGUCCUCUAACAACAACAAUACCAACAACAAGAACCAACAUAAGUUCAAGCGUCCUGAUGUCUCUGUCAGAGACAAGAAGCUAGACACAUUGAAUGUUCAAUUGAAGAAAGUUGACCAAGAAGUUUCUUUAUUAAGAAAACAAAUUGAUCAAUUCCAAGUUAAUGAUAAGACUUCUGAUGAAAGAAAGAAUCUACAAAAUAAAAACAAAGAAAUCAUUAAGACUCAAGCUGAUUUGAAGAAUCGUAGAAACACUAUCCACGAUACUAUUAAGCAAUUAGAUGCUCAAAUUAGAAGAAAGAACAAUGACAUUGCUGAUAAGAUUGGUAAAAAAAAUAAAUACAAUACCAUUGCUGACGCUAAGUUAAGAAUUAACGAAAUCGAUGAAUUGAUUGGUACUGGUGAUUUAUCUAUCGUUCAAGAAAAAUUGAUGGUUAAAGAAAUUCAAUCUUUGAACAAGUUGAUGAAGGAUCUGACUGUUGUUGAUCCAAUUAAGAAAUCCUUAGAUAACGAUAAGAAUAAGAUUACUCAAUUGAAGGAAGAAUUGACUUCUUUGAACUCUAAGGAAUUGUCUAACACUUUUGAAACUAACCAAAAGAAAUUGGAUGACAUGCAUGCUUCUUCUCAAUCUGUUUACGAUAAGAGACAAGUUCUAUUCAAUAAACGUUCUGCUCUAUACAAGAAGCGUGAUGAGAUCUAUGGUCAAAUUAGACAAAUUAGAAAUGAUUUCGAUAAUGAAUUCAAGGCUUUCAGAGCUAAGAUUGAAAAUGAAAAACAAAAACGUGAAGAAGAUGAACUUUUAUCUAAGUUGAUUGAAGAAAAAGAUGGUAAGAUUGGUAAGUUACAAGAAAAAUUGAACCAUGUUAAAGUUCCAGCUUUCACCUAUGAAAUUGAAGCCAUUGAAAAUGCUCUAUUGGUUCUAGAUCCAACUUAUGAAAAGCCAAAGAGAACUACUACUACUACAAUUGACAACAAAGUCGAUUCUAGUUUAGAUACCCACACUGCUGUUACCAAGGUAGAAAACAACGAUUUAGUUAAAGUUGAAAAAGUUGAAAAAGUUGGUUACAUGAAUACCGCACCAUCAAAGUCUAAGAAGCACAAGAAGAAGCAACAAAAACAAGAAAAGGUAGCUGAACAAGGUGCCUUCAACAAGGUUGAUGGUAAGUUCUCCCUAGAACCAACUUUAAUUGCUACUUUGGCAGAAUUGGAUGUCACUGUUCCAAUCAGUGCCGAUGAUGUUGAUAAGAGUAUUGAAGAACUAAAGGCCAAACAUGAAGAUUUCCUAAUUAGACAAGACGAACAAACCAAGAUCAACAUCGAGACUGUUGAACUCGAAAUCCAACAAGUCAAGAAGGCUUAUGAUGACAAAGAAGUACAAAUCAAAGAAGAAUUAGAAGCUAAGAGAGCUAAGGAACAAGCUGAAGCUACUGAAGAAAAUUAA
Maudiozyma barnettii is the source of this 1440-nucleotide messenger RNA. RefSeq names its product Bfr1p (gene BFR1). Gene Ontology annotation, cellular component: nuclear outer membrane-endoplasmic reticulum membrane network; endoplasmic reticulum; ribonucleoprotein complex. The transcript has a single exon. Gene Ontology annotation, molecular function: mRNA binding. Lineage: Eukaryota; Fungi; Ascomycota; Saccharomycetes; Saccharomycetales; Saccharomycetaceae. The record is from RefSeq and is a predicted model, not a curated record. Bases 1 to 1440 code for a protein of 479 amino acids. Gene Ontology annotation, biological process: intracellular mRNA localization.